AUGAGGAUGGCACCAACAGAGUCAACAGAAGGAAGACGGCUCUGGCCAGGCCCCAGGGAGGGAGGCAGCGGUAAGGAAACAACUUCAGAGAAGUUAAGCAACUUGCCCAGGCCACACAGCUAUUCAGCAAAGAGGUGAUAUUUGACUGAUGCUGAGUCCUUCAGAGGAGGGCCUGAAGCAUUCCAAAAAUGCAGAGAAGUGUUCAGAGCCUGCUGGGGAAGCAGGGAGCUGCUAUUCCUGUUCAAGGCAACCAGUGAGGCUGGACCUGCCCAGAAUUCAUGUGGAAUCACCCUAGAGAAGGCUGGUGGCUUGGAAGACACUGGAUCUCGCAGGCUCAGCUGGGCACAGUGCAAGGUGCUAUACAUAAAUGGUUUCACUGACCCCUGGAAGGAUGCCCAGGCUGGGACACUCAUUGUGAGUUGCAAAAAAGGAAAGGGGAGCCCUGGGAGGGAAGGCAGGGAUAAGGGCUCAUGA
Molecule: messenger RNA, 474 nt
Organism: Nomascus leucogenys (northern white-cheeked gibbon)
Lineage: Eukaryota; Metazoa; Chordata; Mammalia; Primates; Hylobatidae
Product: chromosome 17 C7orf65 homolog
Exons: 3
Source: RefSeq, a predicted model, not a curated record